AUGUAUUUCCUUGUCAUUUUGUUGUUCCUGGCGUGUGUUUUCAGUGCAUGGGGAAAUCAGCAAGUAUAUUCCGAUAACAUCACGAGAAUUUUGGACAGACUGCUAGAUGGCUAUGACAACCGGCUGCGACCAGGAUUUGGUGGUCCUGUGACUGAGAUCAAAACAGACAUUUUUGUCACCAGCUUUGGCCCCGUUUCAGAUGUUGAAAUGGAGUACACCAUGGACAUUUUCUUUCGGCAAACAUGGGUGGACAAGAGGCUGGUAUUUGAAGGGCCCAUUGAGAUCCUCCGGCUCAACAACCUCAUGGUGGAUAACAUUUGGACCCCGGAUACCUUCUUCCGGAAUGCAAGGAAGUCUUUUGGUCACAACAUGACCACUCCAAACAAGAUGUUCCGCAUCAUGCAAAAUGGCACAGUCCUCUACACCAUGAAACUUACUAUCAGUGCAGAGUGUCCUAUGAGACUGAUGGAUUUUCCGAUGGAUGGACAUGCCUGUCCUCUUAAGUUUGGCAGCUAUGGAUACCCUGCCAGUGAACUUAUUUAUACUUGGAAGAAGGGAUCAUCUUUUUCAGUAGAAGUACCAGAAGAUUCAUCAAGCUUACUUCAGUACGAUCUUGUGGGCCAGAGAGCAUCCAACGAAACCCUCAAGUUUAAAACUGGCGAAUACUCCGUCCAGGUUAUCCAUUUCCUUCUGGAAAGAAAACUGGGCUACUACCUCAUUCAAACAUACAUCCCGCUGAUCAUGACAGUUGUUCUGUCGCAAGUUGUAUUCUGGAUCAACAAAGAGUCUGUCCCUGCACGUACUGUGGCAGGUAUAACAACUGUUCUCACCAUGACGACUCUCAGCAUCAGUGCUCGGUCCUCGCUGCCCAAGGUGUCCUACGCGACAGCCAUGGACUGGUUCAUCGCCGUGUGCUUCGCCUUUGUGGUCUUUGCGCUCAUUGAGUUCGCUGCAGUGAAUUAUUUCGCCACGCUGCAAGCCAAUCGGGAAAAGAAAAAGAAAGCUGCACUGGAGGCAGCAGCCUCCGCGAGCGAUGAGGAGCUCACAUCGCUCCAGUCUGAAUACUACACUGAGCUGAAGAAGAGGAACUCUGUGUAUUACGGUGAGCAGCCUAUGGCCUCUCGGGUCCCCAUCUUCCUGCAGCAGGGCUCAGCCAUCCCUCCCGACCAUAUAUUGACGGGCACCAGCAUAAUCGACCAGUACGCUCGCAUCCUUUUCCCGCUUUCCUUUGCUGCCUUCAACCUGGUCUACUGGAUCGUCUAUCUGACUAAGGACAACAUGGAGGCAUCCAGGUACAGGGAUUCACCGCUCAACCAAUACUUGUAG
This is a messenger RNA of Conger conger (European conger), 1326 nucleotides long. Its product is annotated as gamma-aminobutyric acid receptor subunit alpha-4-like. The transcript is spliced from 9 exons. The record is from RefSeq and is a predicted model, not a curated record. Lineage: Eukaryota; Metazoa; Chordata; Actinopteri; Anguilliformes; Congridae. Gene Ontology annotation, biological process: gamma-aminobutyric acid signaling pathway; regulation of postsynaptic membrane potential; nervous system process. Gene Ontology annotation, molecular function: benzodiazepine receptor activity; inhibitory extracellular ligand-gated monoatomic ion channel activity; GABA-A receptor activity. Gene Ontology annotation, cellular component: synapse; postsynapse; GABA-A receptor complex. The coding region runs from base 1 to 1326 and encodes 441 amino acids.